Messenger RNA from Megalops cyprinoides (Indo-Pacific tarpon), 724 nucleotides. It is a transcript of the gene hspb1, whose product is annotated as heat shock protein, alpha-crystallin-related, 1. Bases 58 to 669 code for a protein of 203 amino acids. Lineage: Eukaryota; Metazoa; Chordata; Actinopteri; Elopiformes; Megalopidae. Gene Ontology annotation, biological process: response to heat; protein refolding. Gene Ontology annotation, molecular function: protein folding chaperone. The record is from RefSeq and is a predicted model, not a curated record. The transcript has 3 exons.
AGGAGCGCGGCCACAGCUUUCACGAAGUUGAGAGUAGCAGGAGCUCCUUCUCCAGCCAUGACUGAGAGACGCAUUCCCUUCACCUUUCUGCGCACCCCGAGCUGGGACCCCUUCCGGGACUGGUACCACGGCAGCCGGCUCUUUGACCAGUCUUUUGGCAUGCCCGCUUUGCCAGAGGAGUUCUACCACUGGCCCAGCACCCACUGGCCCGGCUACAUGCGGCCCGCGGCCCCCGCACCCCCCCCACCCGAGGCCGCAGCCUCCGUCGGGCCCAUGUUGGCGCCGUCCCCCUACGCCCGCGCCCUGUCCCGCCAGCUCAGCAGCGGCAUGUCCGAAAUCAAGCAGACCCAGGACCUGUGGAAGGUCAGCCUGGACGUCAACCACUUUUCCCCUGAGGAGCUGGUGGUGAAGACCAAGGAUGGUGUGGUAGAGAUCACUGGAAAACAUGAGGAGAGAAGGGACGAGCAUGGCUACGUGUCCAGAUGUUUCACCAGAAAGUACACACUCCCCCCUGGUGCGGACGCUGAGAAGGUGAUGUCCUCCCUCUCCCCGGAGGGCGUGCUGACCGUGGAGGCUCCCCUGCCCAAACCCGCCAUCCAGUCGGCCGAGAUCAACAUCCCUGUCACCCUAGACAGCAAGGCCAAGCCAGCGGUGGAAGCCAAGAAAUAAGCUCUGUCUUGAGGGCCCUGUGCAGUGCUGCAAUCAGAGAGAGAGAGAGAGAGAA